This is a messenger RNA of Leptinotarsa decemlineata (Colorado potato beetle), 3674 nucleotides long. It is a transcript of the gene pic, whose product is annotated as DNA damage-binding protein pic. The record is from RefSeq and is a predicted model, not a curated record. Gene Ontology annotation, molecular function: protein binding; nucleic acid binding. NCBI's taxonomy places the organism in Eukaryota, Metazoa, Arthropoda, Insecta, Coleoptera, Chrysomelidae. Gene Ontology annotation, cellular component: nucleus.
AUAGAACCAAAAAGAGAAGAUGAAGAAGUACAGAACAAUGAAAAAUUAAAAAAGAUGUCGGUGUUUGUCGAUUUUGAAGCAUGUUAUUAUUUUAAAAUUUGAAAUCGGUCUUUACUUUCUUCGAUUUAUAUUCUAUUAUUAAAAUGGCCUAUCAUUACAUUGUUACGGCACACAAGCCGACUGCUGUUACUGCUUGUGUGACAGGAAAUUUCACCUCACCAUCCGAUUUGAAUCUCAUCGUAGCAAAAAAUACCAGGCUGGAGAUAUAUUUGGUGACACCUGAAGGAUUGAGACCCAUCAAGGAAGUUGGAUUGUAUGGAAAAGUGGCUGUUAUGAAACUCUUUCGACCACAAAAUGAAAAGAAAGAUCUACUGUUUAUUGUCACAAUGAGAUAUAAUGCUAUGAUUUUGGAGUGCAUGAGUGAAGGUGAUAGUAUUGAUAUUAUAACCAAAGCUCACGGGAAUGUGGCAGACAGAAUUGGAAAACCUUCUGAAACUGGAAUAUUAGCAAUAAUCGAUCCCAAAGCAAGAGUUAUUGGCCUUCGACUCUAUGAUGGACUAUUUAAAAUUAUACCUCUUGAUAAAGAUAACUAUGAACUGAAAGCAACUAACUUUAGAAUGGAAGAACUUCAGGUGCAUGAUGUUGAAUUUUUGCAUGGCUGCGCCAACCCUACUUUGAUUUUAAUUCAUCAAGAUGUAAACGGCCGACAUGUAAAGACCCAUGAAAUUUCUCUUCGAGAAAAAGAAUUUGUCAAAAUACCCUGGAGACAAGACAAUGUAGAAACCGAGGCUUCUAUUAUCAUACCAGUACCCUCUCCCUUGGGAGGUGCUAUCAUUAUUGGACAGGAGAGCAUCUUGUAUCAUGAUGGUAUUACUUCUGUGGUUGUGGCCCCAGCUGUAAUAAAGCAAAGUACCAUUAUUUGUUAUGCCAAAGUAGAUCCUGGUGGUCUCAGAUAUUUAUUAGGAGAUAUGGCUGGUCAUUUAUUUAUGCUAUUCAUUGAAACAGAAUCUAGAGGAGAUGGUAGCGAAGUAGUGAAAGAUUUGAAGGUGGAGAUGUUGGGUGAAAUAGCUACCCCUGAAUGUAUCACAUAUUUAGACAAUGGAGUACUAUUCAUCGGAUCGAGAAUUGGUGAUUCACAACUUGUUAAGUUGAAUACAAAAGCUGAUGAAAAUGGUUCAUAUGUGACAGUCAUGGAAUCAUUUACUAAUCUUGCCCCUAUAUUGGAUAUGUGUGUUGUUGACCUUGAAAGACAAGGACAGGGUCAACUAGUAACUUGCUCAGGGGCUUUCAAAGAAGGAUCCCUCAGAAUAAUCAGAAAUGGCAUUGGAAUUCAGGAACAUGCCUCUAUUGAUUUAUCAGGAAUCAAGGGAAUGUGGGCUCUACAAACAACUACUGGUAGUAAGUUCGACAACACCCUAGUUCUUUCCUUCGUCGGACAGACUCGUGUUUUGAGCUUGAAUGGGGAAGAAGUGGAAGAAACAGACAUAGCAGGAUUUGCUGCCGACCAACAAACAUUCUUCUGUGGAAAUGUGAUACAUGAACAAAUUGUACAGAUCACGCCCCUCUCUGUCAGAUUGGUAUCAACUCAAAAUAAAACUUUGCUGGCAGAAUGGAAACCGUCCAAUGAAAAAAAUAUAAGUGUCGUGGCCUCUAAUACAUCUCAAAUUGUUCUGUCGACAGGUUCGGCGUUGUAUUAUCUGGAAAUUCAUCCUAACGAAUUAAUUUUGAGAGGGAAUACUACUUUGGAUGUUGAAGUUGCAUGUCUCGAUAUAAGCUCACUAGGAGAUGAAACCAAACGUUCAGAAUUAGUUGCAGUAGGUUUAUGGACUGAUAUUUCAACACGUAUAUUGAGAUUACCAGAUCUUUCAGAAGCUCAUAAGGAACUCUUGGGCGGUGAAAUAAUUCCUCGUUCAGUCCUGAUGGCCAACUUCGAAGGACAGAAUUAUCUUUUGUGCGCACUUGGGGAUGGAUCGAUGUUCUAUUUCUUACUACAGAAGGAUUCUGGGAUGUUAACAGAUAAGAAAAAAGUCACGUUGGGUACCCAACCAACAGUAUUAAAAACAUUCAGAUCUCUCAGCACAACAAAUGUUUUCGCCUGCUCUGACAGGCCGACUGUUAUCUAUUCUUCUAAUCAUAAGUUAGUUUUCUCUAAUGUUAAUAUGAAAGAAGUCAAUCAUAUGUGUUCCCUGAAUGCCGAAGCUUAUCCUGAUAGUUUGGCUUUAGCAACAGACACAUCAGUUACUAUAGGCACAAUAGAUGAAAUUCAAAAACUACACAUUAGAACGGUUCCUCUUCAGGAAUCUGCGAGAAGAAUUGCUUAUCAGGAACAAACUCAGACGUUUGGGGUGGUGACUGCACGCAUUGACAUUCAGGAUUCUACAGGAUUGAACCCAGCAAGGCAGAGCGCUUCUACAAUGGCACAAUCUGUGACAAUAUCUAGCAGUGUCGGUUCUUUAGCUAUAAGUAAAUCAGGAAGCAGUAGUUUAUUAGGUGGAAAUCUCGUUCCUGACUAUGGGCAAGAAGUGGAAAUACACAACUUGCUCAUCAUCGAUCAAAAUACUUUUGAAGUGUUACAUGCCCAUCAGCUUAUGCAGCAAGAAUAUUCCAUGUCUUUAUUGUCCUGUCAGCUAGGGAAUGAUCCCAACCCUUAUUUCAUAGUAGGUAUGUUGUAUAAGGUAAACUUGGUUAUUCUCGUCUGGUUUAGGUCAAUCCUGGUAUUCCACUGGAACGACAAUAAACUGACGCAGGUAUCUGAAAAAGAAAUCAAAGGAGCUUGCUAUUCCCUCGCUGAAUUUAACGGGAAGCUUUUGGCAUGCAUCAACAGCACAGUCCGUUUGUUCGAGUGGACGGCAGAACAAGAACUAAGGUUGGAGUGUUCACACUUCAACAACAUCAUAUCUUUGUUCCUAAAGACAAAAGGAGACUUUAUCCUUAUAGGAGACCUUAUGCGAAGUAUGACCCUGUUGCAGUAUAAAACGAUGGAGGGUAGUUUUGAAGAGACCGCUCGGGAUUAUAACCCCAACUGGAUGACAGCCGUUGAAAUACUAGAUGAUGACAUAUUCUUAGGGGCUGAAAAUAGCUUUAAUAUGUUCGUCUGUCAAAAAGACAGCGCUGCCACCACCGACGAGGAACGAUCGCAGAUGCAUGAAGUUGGCCAAUUUCAUAUUGGAGAUAUGAUAAACGUGUUCAGGCAUGGUUCUCUGGUGAUGCAGAAUAUUGGAGAAACGUCGACCCCAACCAGAGGCUGUGUUUUAUUUGGAACUGUAGGAGGAGCCAUAGGUUUGGUCACCCAAAUACCUCAAGAUUUCUACGACUUCCUGUUGGACUUCCAGAACAAAUUGGCUUCUGUGAUUAAAUCGGUAGGAAAAAUCGAACAUUCCUAUUGGAGAGCCUUCCAUACAGAUAUCAAAACAGAAAAUAGUGAAGGUUUCAUAGAUGGUGAUUUGAUAGAAAGUUUCUUGGAUUUGUCGCAUGAUAAAAUGAAAGAAGUUGCAGAUGGACUAACAAUGACUGUUGAUGAUCUGGUGAAGAUGGUCGAAGAUUUGACUAGGAUACAUUAAUUAGGAAAAUUGUCUGAAUUUUUUUAAUUUCAAGUUUAAUAUAAGUUAAUUUUGAAAACAUUUCUAUAGAAAAGCUAUAGAAGUUCAGAAUAAAAUAUUUCUCACAAAAUAAAA